Molecule: messenger RNA, 3345 nt
Organism: Aureobasidium namibiae CBS 147.97
Lineage: Eukaryota; Fungi; Ascomycota; Dothideomycetes; Dothideales; Saccotheciaceae
Exons: 5
Coding region: 1-3345 (1114 amino acids)
Molecular function (GO): acyltransferase activity, transferring groups other than amino-acyl groups
Source: RefSeq, a predicted model, not a curated record
AUGAAGUGGGGGAUUGCACUGACAAGUGCCAUCUUGGCGGCCACAACAACCUCCGCUCUGGAUGUCUCUGACUGUUCUUGCGGUUUCUACGAUGCAUCAGAUGCUCAAGUGUGGACGGAUGCGCUGAUUGUCUAUUUCAACGAGACAAACUCACUACCUGAUGAGUUCAAGGCUCUCGAUUUCAAACAUCACAGAGAGUUCGGCUACAAUGCGCUGUACCGACAGGGCGCAACUCCUAAUAAUGUCAUCAUUGGCAAUGUUCAGGAUGAGAAUGUCGACCAGCAGGCUCUGCAGCUCUGGAUCGACAAAGGUAGCGGCCAGCAUUUGGUGGAGGGUGCUGGUAUUGAGGCCUUGAGACAGGAUAUCCAUUUUGGUACAUUCCGUUCGUCCAUGCGCGGACCUCCCAAGAACACUGGUGGCUCCGCAAUGUCUAUGCAGCUGUACUACAACCGUACAUCGUUCAUCGAUGCCGACAUGUGUAACAUGCAAUAUCCCGAGGACGCCAAGUUCCUGGCUAUCAAGGACGGUGAAUUCCCGGAGACGCAAUUCCAGCUCAACUACACAUACUUUGCGAACGACAAGAACGCUACCGUUGGUGGUGAUCCCUGGGAGUUUGUUGAAAGCAAGAUUGACUGGACCUACAAGCACGUCAACUGGACUUUCGGAGGCAACCAGACCAGAUCGGCGAGGCGUAGUCGCCUUGAUCUGAGCGAGCCUCUGCCAUUGAUCUUCAAGCACUGGUCGAUUGGCGACAAGUACUACAUGGCUGGCCCUCCCAACCAGCGCAACCAAGCAGAUGUUGCCUGGGUUCGUGCUUUCUUCAACUCUUCCCUGACCACCGAAAACGAACAAGCCUCUUUCGACAGCCGCUGCAGAGGGGUUCCGAUGUGUUCCGUUGAAGAUAUCACGCUCCGUGGAUCCAGUCCUUACCAACAAGCCGCUCUCACUCGAUUCAAGUUGCCUAAGCAGAGCAAGAGCUGGCGCGUUCCGGCUGGUGCCACUGCUGGUGCAGUCUUUGGCUUCGGUUGUUUGACCCUCCUCAAUGUACUUUUCAGAAGAGCUCCUUGGAAGUUGCUGCUCAAGAAGAACAGAGGUCCAAAGAUACACCAGCCCUGGAUGAGAAGACUCCAAUCCCCACACCAUUUGAAAAGAAGAUGUCAACGGUCAGCUUUGGCACCAACGCACCUGUUGGCGACAAACGUGACAGCAUGCGCAGAAGAAGUGUCAAGUUCUUCAACCCCUUCGACGGAGACUCUGGAGAUGACUUUGUCAAGAGACACAGCAACGCUUUCACCUCGGCUGCCGAAGUUCCCAGAAGUCUCUCUACCGCACAACCCACCGAUUGGCGCAGGAAGAGUAUGGCUUACCACGGUCAACUCCCUGAAAUGCUUCCCGAGAGAAGCGACAUGGCAAAGAAGAUCAGAAAGGCCAGUGUUGCAUUCGCCGACGCACCCGUCCGUCAACGUCAAGGCAGCACUUUCCAAAGCAUCAAAGGUCGCAGCGGCAGCACCGUCAAAGCGCUUGGACACGUUCUCGCGCACGUCGCAAAUCAAGACCGGUCGCCGCAUCACUCUCGCCGAGGCUGUGCCCGUGUCGGCUGUCGAUAUGCCCUUGCCCAAGGCAAAGGAGCACGAAGCCCGUAUCAACUAUCUCGCUGGUCUUGUCGCUUUCUCCUCUCUUGGUGUUACUGUCAUCCAUUUCAUGCUGUCAUUCAACCCCUACGCCGGUGGUCUGAACUACGGCCAGCAUUACAGAAGUGAAUACUGGGCUCGUUGGACUGUCACCCCUGCCAUCCUCAACCCCAUCUGGCUCGGUCCCUUCUUCGUUACUUCUUGUCGAUUCUUGGCUGCCAGAUAUCUCCGCGACGGGGACUUGGGCAUGAUCGCCGAGAAGACACUUCUCCGUGCACCCCGUCUGCUGCUGCCUUGUUUCAUUGUUGCCGCGAUUGAGUAUUUCUGCUUUGAGCUCGACUUCAUGCAGUGGCUCCAGUGGUUGCCUUCAAUCUCCUGGUCUGAAUGGGCGUUCAUGUCCAACUAUGACAACUUCGGUCACUACCUCAACGCAAUGUUGGAGCUGGCAUACUUGAUUCCCAACGCUGCACCCCAGGUUGUCAGUCACUACUGUGUCGGUGUGCUCUGGUCCAUUCCUGUCCAGCUCCAGUUCAGUUUCAUGACUUUGCUCGCUGUCGUCAUGAUCCGCGAUAUCAAGACCCACUGGAAGCGCUUCGCUUUCUACUCUUGGUGCAUCGUCGCUCAUUGGUACGCGCUGAGUUGGGGAUCUUGCUUCUGGGCCGGGUUGAUGUUGGCAGAUCUGCAGGUGACUUACAAGUUCAGUGCCAGGGUCCAGGCUCGUCCUGUCCUUUGUGUCUUGUUCUGUAUGGUCUGUUGGCUGUUUGUCCUCGCUUGCAUUGCCAUGACCCUCUUGGAAGAUCGUCUGCAGAUCCCGACCAUGACCGCAGAGAGAAAUAUCCACCCCAGCAUGUACACUGGCCAAAGACUUGGUAAGACCGUCGAUGGAGGUUAUCCAUUGUACUUUGAGCCUCGUCUCAACACCCUUGUCUUUGCUGUGGCUAUGCAAUUCCUGGUUGAAACCAGCACCUGGGUUCAGGCAUUCCUUUCGAUGGCUGUUUGGCAACCCAUCUUCCCUCACGCCUUCACCAUCUACCUUGUCCAUGGUUUCAUCUGGUGGACUCUUGGAUCGUACAUGGUCGUCUUGAUCGGAUCGUCUGGCGCACCCUACUGGGGAGUACUCUUGGCAACAGCAGUUGUCUGUUACUUCACGCUCGCGUUGGCCGUACUUUGUAUCUCUUUCCUGACCGAGACGAUUACCGCAGCUUGCUGUCGCAACAUUGCCCGCUGGGCCAUGGAGCCCAAGGUACCCAAGCAACCCACUCUCGAGCCUUUCCCUCGCGGCCUCUUCCUUGAUCGCAACAGCGAAACUGCCGCAACCAAGGAUGAGGAGACGGCCGUUGGAGGAGAGCCGGCGACAACAGUGGGAGCCGGCCACAUGCUCAGACGCCCCACUCUCGUCGCAGGCGCCGAUGUCGACCCACUCGCCAGACGCCCAACCAUUGUCGACGGCGCCAUCCUCAACGAUGCCGAAAAGGUGGCUUUGGGCUCGACCGUCAUGUCAUCGCCCAAGCCGCCAGAGGGCUUCGAAGCGCAAAAGAACAACCGCCGCAGCACCCACGUCGCCGACUUCAUCGCGGAAGAAGACGAAGAGGAGAUGGACCCCGACGAUCCGCGCUACGCCGGAAAGACGUCGCAGGCAUCGAGUUCGUAUGACAGAAACUCGAGUUCUGCGGGUCAAAGUUCGACUUCGGCAUCUUCAGGGCAGGCUCCUUGA